This is a messenger RNA of Homo sapiens (human), 2117 nucleotides long. It is a transcript of the gene YARS2, whose product is annotated as tyrosyl-tRNA synthetase 2. NCBI's taxonomy places the organism in Eukaryota, Metazoa, Chordata, Mammalia, Primates, Hominidae. Bases 24 to 1457 code for a protein of 477 amino acids. Gene Ontology annotation, cellular component: mitochondrial matrix. Gene Ontology annotation, biological process: tyrosyl-tRNA aminoacylation; tRNA aminoacylation for protein translation. The record is from RefSeq and is marked reviewed. Gene Ontology annotation, molecular function: nucleotide binding; ATP binding; RNA binding. The transcript is spliced from 5 exons.
AUUCCCUUCGUGCCGCUACCAAGAUGGCGGCGCCCAUCUUGCGGUCCUUUUCCUGGGGCCGGUGGUCUGGUACCCUAAAUCUCUCAGUAUUGUUGCCCUUGGGGCUGCGUAAGGCCCACUCGGGCGCUCAGGGGUUACUGGCAGCGCAGAAGGCUCGAGGUCUGUUCAAGGACUUCUUCCCGGAGACGGGGACGAAAAUAGAGCUCCCAGAGCUCUUCGACCGUGGCACGGCGAGUUUUCCCCAAACCAUUUACUGUGGCUUCGACCCCACGGCAGACUCGCUUCAUGUGGGUCAUCUACUUGCGCUGCUGGGCCUGUUUCAUUUGCAGCGAGCGGGCCACAACGUGAUCGCGCUGGUGGGAGGCGCCACGGCGCGCCUGGGAGACCCGAGCGGCCGUACCAAGGAACGCGAGGCGCUGGAGACAGAGCGCGUGCGAGCCAACGCGCGAGCUCUGCGCCUAGGGCUUGAGGCCCUGGCGGCUAAUCACCAGCAGCUUUUCACUGAUGGGCGCUCCUGGGGCAGCUUCACUGUGCUGGACAACUCGGCCUGGUACCAGAAGCAGCACCUGGUGGACUUCCUGGCGGCAGUGGGGGGUCACUUCCGCAUGGGGACGCUGCUGAGCCGGCAGAGCGUGCAGCUGCGGCUCAAGAGCCCCGAGGGCAUGAGCUUGGCCGAGUUCUUUUACCAGGUGCUCCAGGCCUAUGACUUCUAUUACCUCUUCCAGCGUUAUGGAUGCAGGGUCCAGCUGGGCGGAUCUGAUCAACUAGGCAACAUCAUGUCCGGAUAUGAGUUCAUCAACAAGUUGACUGGAGAAGAUGUAUUUGGAAUCACCGUUCCUCUAAUUACAAGUACAACUGGAGCAAAGCUGGGAAAGUCUGCUGGCAACGCUGUUUGGCUAAACAGAGAUAAGACAUCUCCAUUUGAAUUGUAUCAAUUCUUUGUCAGGCAACCGGACGAUUCAGUGGAAAGGUACCUGAAGCUGUUCACUUUCCUGCCCCUUCCAGAGAUUGAUCAUAUCAUGCAGCUGCAUGUCAAAGAGCCAGAAAGGCGGGGUCCUCAGAAACGACUGGCAGCAGAAGUAACAAAGCUUGUUCAUGGACGAGAAGGAUUGGAUUCUGCUAAAAGGUGUACACAAGCCCUUUAUCACAGUAGCAUAGAUGCACUGGAGGUCAUGUCUGAUCAGGAGUUAAAAGAGUUGUUUAAAGAAGCUCCAUUUUCUGAAUUUUUUCUCGAUCCUGGAACAAGUGUCCUAGAUACUUGCCGCAAAGCAAAUGCCAUUCCAGAUGGUCCCCGAGGGUAUCGAAUGAUAACAGAAGGCGGAGUCAGCAUAAAUCACCAACAAGUAACAAAUCCUGAGAGUGUUUUAAUUGUUGGACAACAUAUUCUCAAGAAUGGACUUUCCUUACUUAAAAUAGGAAAAAGAAAUUUCUACAUUAUAAAAUGGCUUCAGUUGUGAUGAAAAGUCCUUCUGGUUGUCCAAAUAAACUUACCCAUCAUUCAUUCUCAAGACCUCUGAAGGGUUGGCUCCAGAACUUAGACCUUUGCUUAUGCAAAUCAGAAAAACAGAAUGGACUAGGACUCAGUGUGAGUAACUUCAUUAUUUUUAUGGGCCGGUUAAUAAAUAUUUGUUUAAUAAUGGGAUGUUUUAUUUUCUGAUGUACAAAGCUUGAUUACCAUAGAAAACCAUGAUUUUCAGGGUUAAUCUCUUUUUAAAAUUAUACUUCAGAAGAGAAAGAAAUGCUGCUUUCCUAUCUUACCCUUCCUGCUCUCCUUUUUGUAGUGAUGAGGAACAAUGAAAAAGAGGUAGUGUAAGGAAUUGUGAGGCUGGGCAUGGUGGCUCACACCUGUAAUCCCAGCACUUCGGGAGGCCAAGGUGGGCAAAUCGCUUGAGGCCAGGAGUUUGAGACCAGCCUGGCCAACAGGGCGAAACCCCGUCUCUACUGAAAAUAUAAAAAUUAGCCAGAUGUGGUUGCAGGCACCUGUAACCCCAGCUACUCAAGAGGCUGAGCUGCGAGAAUCACUUGAACCCAGGAGAUGGAGGUUGCAGUGAGCUGAGAUCACGCCACUGCACUCCAGCCUGGGAGACAGCAUGAGUAGUGAGUGAAACUCUGUCUCA